Molecule: messenger RNA, 405 nt
Organism: Funneliformis mosseae
Lineage: Eukaryota; Fungi; Glomeromycota; Glomeromycetes; Glomerales; Glomeraceae
Source: the annotation of a GenBank genome assembly
AUGAUUUCUAAACGCAUAUUCACGGGAAUUGCUUUAGAGCUUGUCAAGUGGAUCUGUCAGUGCGAAUACAUCAAUCCUUUCAGAGAUAGUGCAAGUUAUGAAAGAAAACUCGGAAAUUAUGAAAAGAAGCUUGGAUAUACUGAUUUGAAGUUGCCAAAUGUGAUGGCUCGCUUGAACUCAAAUUGGCAGAAUAUAUGGUUUUUUAGGGAAACAAAAUAUACACCAUAUCUCAAUGGAUACAAGCCGGAUCUCAGUAUUUUUGAUAUUGAUGACAUAUCAAAUGAUACAUUUAAUACCAUAGCUGUCCAAACGAUCCUGGAUUUGAAGAAGCACAAGAGAACCAUUGGAUUUUCCGAUGAAGUAAAAGGACAACUGGUGGACUAUCUUCAUAUCUUUAUGGAAUAA